GAGGCCGUUGUCCGCCUGAUUGAAUCUUCUUACCAAUGGAAGGACCAGCACAAUCACCGACAAAAUAGCCUUGUGUUUUUUACCUACAGUGGGAUUUAAAUAUACGUGUUUUUAACAGAACUAAAUAUCACAAGAGGAGACUUAAACCUGACGUUGUUGACAUUUUCAGCCAUUUGGUGGAAUUUCAAUGAACAUUGUAACGAGAACAGAGGCAAGGGGAUCUUGAAAUGAUCAUAAAACAGCCAUUCUGAAGGUAUGGCCCGAGUUCCUAAUAUUCUUGUUGAAGAUGAAGAUCUCCUCUCUCCGAAGGAGCAACAAGAGGAGCAAAAAUGGAGCGAAUUUUUCCAGAAAAAGAAAUCGGAAACACAGAUACGGGAAGUGACGUCACGGGAUCGGAGAUUAAAGUCGGCCAAGAAAAUGAGAGAGCUUAAUCAAAGAUGGCGAAAUCUAGAAAGUCGAAGAUUGGAGAGGAGUAGAACAGAUCUGGAACGGUUAUCAUCGACUCUCUCCUCUACAGAACCGUCUAAUGACGUCACACCAGAAGACGAUGACGUGUAGAGUGCAGAGAGACUGUUGCUUUAGCCGGAUGCGAUAUUAUUGUGUUCCAUUUGUGAUACAUCGAGGUUAUCUAUGAGAUUUAACUUUAACAGUGGCUUAGCCAGCGUGCUUAUGUAUAUUUUUAAUGUGUGUGUGCUUUCAAAAGAAAUUUUAGGGAGAGGUCGAAGAAGUUUUAAGAAUUUGUGCUUCCUAAUCCCAUUGUAUAAAAAAUUUGCAAUAAAAACGCUCAAAUCAAAAACAAAUAUGAA
Magallana angulata is the source of this 806-nucleotide messenger RNA. RefSeq lists its product as uncharacterized. The record is from RefSeq and is a predicted model, not a curated record. The transcript has 4 exons. Lineage: Eukaryota; Metazoa; Mollusca; Bivalvia; Ostreida; Ostreidae. Bases 256 to 558 code for a protein of 100 amino acids.